Molecule: messenger RNA, 2706 nt
Organism: Penicillium paradoxum
Lineage: Eukaryota; Fungi; Ascomycota; Eurotiomycetes; Eurotiales; Aspergillaceae
Product: putative protein kinase
Exons: 1
Coding region: 1-2706 (901 amino acids)
Biological process (GO): protein phosphorylation
Molecular function (GO): protein binding; ATP binding; protein kinase activity
Source: RefSeq, a predicted model, not a curated record
AUGUCUGAGACUCCCAUCGGUGGAAACCAGCAGGGUCCCACGAACGAGACAGAGUCCGUGUCUGAUAUCAUUCCACUCGGGCCUGGAGCCCUGGCUGUUCACCUUGGCUCCUCUAGCCGUCUGAGUCUACCACACGACCCAGACCUACAAGAUUCAGAAACGCCUGCUCAAGGCACCACCUUCCCCAGUCGCGACGUCAAAAAGAGAUAUCGAUGGCGGCUCUACGCAAUCGUAGAAUAUGAGGGGUUCCAGAUAUCUUCAGAGGCGACAUAUGUCAGGGUUCCUGGGUCGGUUUCUUGGGCGUUGUUCGAACGGCCACUAAAGUUUGACGUCUCUACCUCUCCUUCUUCCGAAAUGACAGUGUCCAUGUUCGCCAGGGACAGGAACUUUGAUAAAUCAAUGUCAUCAGGAGGAUAUGAAACCCAGGUCAUACCCCUUGGCUUAGUGAAAGUGAACCCGUUCCUGAUUCGGAGAAAUGGACCGGGGUCUCACAAUGGUGAGUAUCGCAUAGACGUGCAAAAUGGUACGGGUACCCUGACAAUUUCGACUUCGUACUCAAAGGAAGAAAUACCGACAUUGGAGACGAAGGAUAUGUGGACUGUCUGCAAUGAAGGUGGCGUUCAUGAUCAUGGUCUUGUCUACGUUGAGAAUCUUGAUUUUGUAUAUGUUGAAAAGAAAGACACCGGUCGAAGCUAUGGCAUGCAAGCUGUAGAUUCCUGCAUCUGCAGUCAUAUUGCUGAUCCUGGGGCUGACGUGGGCAUCAAUACAUUACCCAGCCCCAAUCUCCGCUCUGGGAUCCAGCAUCCUUUCAUUGCACCGCCCAAAUUUGCCUUCAAGUCGGUCAAGGGGGGCGUGAAUCUCCUUUCGCCGCUAGCUAGCGGUGGAUACCUCUUUGAUCAAUUGCAAAAAGAGCGGCGGUUUGGGCUUGACAAAACUAGCUUUUAUGCCGCACAACUGGUCUGUGUUCUGGAAUAUCUGCAUAGUAAACAUAUCACUCUCGCCUCUCUGAGGCCUGAGAAUAUCCUCCUAGAUUCCUCUGGCAACAUUAGCCUAUGCAAGCCUGGGAUUUUUGGCUUCGAAUCGUUACAGAAUACGAGGGAUGGUGACGGGCACCGCACAAUACCUGGGACACCAGAGUACCCAGCCCCCGAGAUUCUUAUCCACGACUGCAAGCCUUCCCCACCAGUGGAUUGGUGGAAUUUGGGGAUUCUUCUCUAUGAGAUGUUAAUUGGCAUUCCCCCGUUCUACAGCAAGAAUGACAACGAGAGAAGACAUAGAAUUAUUGGACAAGAACUACAUCUCCCUGAGAGCUUGCCGUCAACCGUCAAAGACAUUCUAACCAGGCUUCUUGACAAAGACCCCACAAAGCGCCUGGGUGCAAAUGGAGCCGCCGAAGUGAAGUCCCACCUAUUUUUCCAUAAUCUGAAAUGGACUGAGUGCUUUCAGCGGAAAAGCCUGACCCCUUUCAAGCCUCACGACGCCACAACGGUCUUUGUGCAGAAAUCUGCAGGAGAUUUGUACAAAGAAACGGACUGGACUGCCAUGCUUUCUAUGUUUAACUACCCAGCAGACUGGCCACAGCAGAUUCGAGAAAGCCGGGCCGCAGAAAAGGAAGCUUUACUAAGCCGUGGAGAAGAUGAUAGAUGGGAUCUAGUGUGGGAUGUGACAGUCCAAGAAUUCCAUUUCAAAAAUCGCUUCACCGGUGAGAAAGCUCCUGCUAAGCCCGAAGAAACAAUAUAUCAACGCAAGCCGCCACCUCCACCACCGACGGAGCAUCCCAGUGAGCGCCAGAAAGAGGACGCACUCGGGGCUGCAUUGGAAGCUAAAUACAGCAAGCGCGUCAUCUUACAAAUCCUUGAAUACAGUCCAAACUUGGAUGCAAAUGUUCUGUACUUCGAGUAUACACCCACUAACUCACAGCUUUUAACGGAUCAGACUUACGCAAGCCCUGUUACACCACUCGAAUGGGCCGUUGAGCACGAAAGAUUAGAUCUUGUGAAUCUCUUCUUGGACCACGGUGCUAACGUGGACUCAACCCAUUCCCCAAGAGACGGACCAGCUCUGCUUAAAGCAGUCAGAAAACGAAACACCGUGUUAGUUGAGAUUCUCGUGCAAAAGACCAUCGACCGCGUUUCCCGCACAAGGGCUCUUGCGCUCGCGGUUGAGCAGGAGGACACCGCAGCCGCUACCAUUCUCUUAACAGAUGGUGUCUACUGCGACUUUGAAGAGUCGGAUCGACCUUUUCCAGAAGAUCCCUUGGCAUACCGACGCUGGGACUCCCAAGACCUGACGCUUUUACGAGCAGAGGACCUUACGCCGCCUCUUAUCCGAGCAGCCAGGCUGGGCAACGCCGCUCUGGUCAGAUUGCUCCUUGCGCACGGGGCCGAUGCCAACAUUUCGUACCAUGAGUUAGGCGGUCGUGGCCGGCCUCUUCCUGUCUAUGGAUUUGAAAGGACCGAUAUCUUGAUACCAGCCAAUUUCUCCUGCGGAAGAGCUGUACAAAUAGCGAUGGAAAUGGGACAUUCUGAGGUCGUCGACUUGCUCCUCGAUGCGGGGGCAGAUAUCCAUCUUGAGCACUCCGCUUGGCCAAUUCCCGCCUGGCCUGUUCCGGGUCAUACCUGCCAACCAGUGCCAAGGGCUGUGUAUGUCGAGGUGACAGCUGGUCUGGAGGCAGCGGCGGCAGGGAGGAAAGUGAGUAAAGAAUAG